Molecule: messenger RNA, 1677 nt
Organism: Ostertagia ostertagi
Lineage: Eukaryota; Metazoa; Nematoda; Chromadorea; Rhabditida; Trichostrongylidae
Source: the annotation of a GenBank genome assembly
AUGACAGCUUCAGUACCACCCAUAGAGAACGAAUCCGAAGAAAAUGAACGUGAACGAGAGAAAAAGUGGAAUCGGAAAUCCCUUGAUGAGCACAAAACGAAGCGGAGAGAGACGUCUACGUCAUUUUCUAGUUUCCUCCAUCGUUUCACUAGAUCAGAGGAUAAAAAGGAGGACAAACAAAAAAUUUCGAUAUGCGAAGAAGAAACACUUCAUCGACCAGAUAAGCUGCCGCUACCUGAUAUCGAGGAAAACUGGUACGAAAUGAAACACAUGGGAAUGGACGGUUUUCGCACUGCUCUGGAAAUAGAGGAGUCACUUCUAACGGAGUUUGUACCUGCUCGUAAGGAAUUGAUACGUGUUGAACACUCUGAUCCUGAUCUGGACGACUUGGAACGCUCAAUGCUGAAGCUUCUUGAGGAAUUCCGGAGUGGCCAAAUGCGAUCAUUGACUGACGAGCAAAUGGAGAGCAUGCGAAAAAUGAAAAAAGAGCAUGAAGAUGUUACGAAUCUUCACCUAGCGCUUUACAAUCUCGACAAAACUGGAUCCAAGCUCUUCACCGACAUGCCUAACAUCGAGGGACUACUAAAGAUCAUUAAUGAGAUUCCUGAAGGCGAUGAAGGCGCUCCUGAAAAGGUCGCUGAAAUUGCACGGAAAUAUAAGGACGUCUUUGAGAAGAAGCCUGGAGAAGUAGAGCACUUCCUUACAAAUUGCAAUCCGAGGAUAGGAUCGGCAGCAAUGAUGGUAGCCAUCAAGGCCCUUUAUGAUAGUUCCAUCGCAAAGAAUAAUGAGCAAGUUUUUCCGCUUGCCAGGAAUGCCGUUAACUAUUGUCUAAGGAAAAAGAAUGAAGCUGCCCCGAGCACUAUUCUUGAUUACGACGCGCAGUUCGAAAUAAUGAAACACUGUUCAAACGUAUUCGCGAAAUUGCUAGCUGAAGUUUCUAUAAGUGAAGGUGUUGUUCGGCUUGAGGUCGUUCCAGAGAAAAUAAACAACCAUGAUGUUGUUUCCAAAUUAGAAAGGUUAAACGUAUUACGGCAGGAGAUGGAGAGAAUGGAUGCGGUUGCUCAACUUCACCCUGCUCUUCUGCAAAGAUGCAUGAAAACUACCGCAUUGUUGCCUUAUUGUUUCCCAACGAACGAGGAUGAGGGUCUUGGAAUGAGUAGCAGUCCUUUGGAAUACUAUGACAUCUCUGAAACUGGAUGCUUGAACACACGACUUAAAUCCCUACCUAGUCCGACAGUGGAGAUCUUUGUUCAAACUGCUACGUUAGUUAAGAUCGCUGCUGGCGGAUUUUUGGUAGGGUCGACGGCACUGUAUUUGGCACAGAAGUCUGUGCAACGCAAAGUGCGAAAUUUCCUACACUACAUCAAAGUUUGGAAAUCGUCGCUCAACAUGACCGUGCAAAACUCUAAAGAUGCAUUAGGCCCACCGAUCAAGGUUGGAUCAGUAGACUUAGCAGAUCGUCGGCAUAAUUUCGUAGGAAAAACCACAAGCAUGUUGCGGAUUCCAGUGACAGGAACAAUAUCUGGCGGUUACAUGGACGUCAUGGCUGUGCGAGAUGAUGAAAGCAAACCUUUUGUCACGGCAAAAAUAAGGUUGAUAUUGGACGACGCGGCAAUCUCAAUUUACGAUACUGGUACCUGGAAGGAUAGCGGAGUUGAAAAAGCAUCCGAUUCAUAA